Molecule: messenger RNA, 9095 nt
Organism: Labrus mixtus (cuckoo wrasse)
Lineage: Eukaryota; Metazoa; Chordata; Actinopteri; Labriformes; Labridae
Gene: abca2
Product: ATP-binding cassette, sub-family A (ABC1), member 2
Exons: 49
Coding region: 316-7983 (2555 amino acids)
Biological process (GO): transmembrane transport; lipid transport
Cellular component (GO): intracellular membrane-bounded organelle; membrane
Molecular function (GO): ABC-type transporter activity; ATP hydrolysis activity; lipid carrier activity
Source: RefSeq, a predicted model, not a curated record
CAAACUCUGAGCACUGUGGAGCUGAUCGGCCGGUGCUUCACCGACACACGGAGGAUGACAGUCCCGUUACGACUUUUACCGACGCUCUCUGGGAGAUUAUCAUUUUCCUCUACAUCACACUGAGUCUGUGAUUAAUUCAGCAAAUAUUUACUCUGAGCCAGGAGCGAGACAUUUGAGCAGCGUGACAGGUUCGGACGGGAUGCUCGGAACCGGGAGAGAUAUUCCCAGGUUAUUUGGAUGCAGUCACAGGCCACCGCCGCCGGUCUGCUCGUUCGGUACAUUUAGGACACAGUGAAGCAGAAGCAGGAGGCAGACAUGGGCUUCAUGCACCAGCUCCAUCUCCUGCUGUGGAAGAACAUCUCCCUGAAGAGGAGGGGACCGUGGGUGCUGGCCUUUGAGAUCUUCAUCCCACUGGUCCUCUUCUUCAUCCUCCUCGGCCUGAGGCAGAAGAAGCCGGCCAUUCCUGUCAAGGAAGCCUUUUACAGCGCCGCCCCCCUCACCUCGGCCGGCAUCAUUCCCAUCAUGCAGUCUCUGUGCCCGGACGGACAGAGGGAUGAGUUCGGCUUCCUGCAGUACAAAAACUCCACUGUGAGCCAGCUGCUGGAGCGGAUCAGUGAAGUGGUGGAACAGAAUCGACUGUUCACGUCGGACCGGCCCGGUUUGGGUCAGGAGCUGGAGACGCUGCAGCAGCACCUGGAGAGCCUGAGCUCGUCUCCUUUACCACCAGACUACAACUUCAACAACAGCCAAGGCUUCACCCUGGCCAGCGUGUUUAGGAACCAAUCAUCUUUCCAGCAGUUUCUUAUGAAGAAUCUUUCUCUGUCGGAGUCCACCAGCAGCCUGCUGCUACACACUCCCAUCAGCCUCAGAGAGGUGUACAUUCUUAUCUUUGGAACAUCUCUCAAAGAUGGAGGGGUCGCCCAGACUUUGAUUCAGGGGGCGAAAGACACGAGACAAAAACCUGGAGACAAAAUUCAUCAUCUGCAGGAGCAGCUGCUGGGAGACGUUCACAGUCUGGAUGGAGGGCUGAUACACAAAGCGUUACGUGACCCAGCGAAAGCAGCCCACAGGAAGGCUCUGCUCAAACUCAUGUCCCACGCUUUGGGCCUGCCAGAGGUCUCGGGAAACCAGAGAACUGACCCGCAGGGCCUGAAGGAGGUGGAGGAGGUCCUGCUGACUGGAGCCAUGCUGGAGGUCCUCACCUGUGAGGGGGGCGGGGCCAGCGAGCUCGAAAAGAUCCUGUUGGUGCCGGAGAAGCAGCGACCGGUGCUGCUGGACUAUCGCAGCGCUGUGUGCAGCGGAGGGGAAGCUCAGAGGUCCGAGCGCUUCAGGCAGAUGAGUCAAGAGCUAAGAGAGCAGAUCAACAUGCAGAGAGUCACCGAGAAGCUCCACCUGGAGCAGCCCCGCGCUCUGGCUCCUCUAUCUCAGUCCCACCUGAGGGUGCUGUUGAAGGACCUUGCAGACAUAGAAAGACUCCUCAGAGACGUGGACCUGUUAUCUGGCCUGGCACGCCUGCUGCCCAAAGGAGCCUGUGCUGGUCGAACUCCGGCCUCCCCCACUAACGUGACCUGGCACAUGAACACCACUACCUGGGGCCCCAACACCACCGACACCCCCAGAGAGGAGGGGGAGGAGGGAGGAGCAGAGGGAGGAGGAGGAGGAGGGGGAGGAGGAGGAGGAGGAGGAGGAGGGGGAGGAGGAGGAGAAGGGAAAGGGAAGGAGGAAGCAGAGAAUCCUCACUCUCAGUUUUCAGCAUUUGUGCAGCUGUGGGCCGGACUGCAGCCGAUCCUGUGUGGGAACAACAGGAUCAUCGAGCCGGAGGCUUUGAAGCAGGGGAACAUGAGCUCUCUGGGAUUCACCAGCAAAGAACAAAGAAAUCUGGGCCUACUGGUUCACUUGAUGACUACAAAUCCCAAGAUCCUCUACUCCCCCAUUGGCUCCCAGGUGGAUAAAGUGAUCCAGAAGGCAAAUGAGACGUUUGCAUUCGUGGGGAACGUGACACACUACACCCACGUGUGGCUCAACAUCUCCGCCCAGUUGCGGACGUUUCUGGAGGAAGGCUGGCUGCACAACCGUCUGGUGUGGCUGCAGCAGCUGUCCUCAGAGCUGCAGCAGAACCCUGAGCUGUUGAACGGCACCGACAGUGAGCUGAUGCAGAGUCUGAUGGAGGGAAACUACAGUCUCCCUAACACCUCCACCCUGCUGGAGCAGCUGGACACCAUCGACAACGCGGCCUGUGGCUGGACGCGCUUCAUGUCCAAGGUCAGCGUGGACGUCUUCAAAGGUUUUCCUGACGAGGACAGCAUUGUUAACUACACCCUGAACCAGGCCUACCAGGACAACGUGUCUGUGUUUGCCAGUGUGAUUUUUCAGACUAACAACGACGGCUCGCUGCCGCCGCACGUCCUGUACAAGAUCAGACAAAACUCCAGCUUCACUGAGAAGACCAAUGAGAUCAGACGGGCCUACUGGCGUCCAGGGCCCAACACCGGGGGGAAGUUCUACUUUCUGUAUGGUUUCGUUUGGAUCCAAGAUAUGAUAGAGCGAGCCAUCAUCAACACGUUCGUGGGGCAUGACGUGGUGGAGCCUGGUAACUACGUUCAGAUGUUCCCCUACCCGUGUUACACCAGAGACGACUUCUUGUUUGUGAUCGAGCACAUGAUGCCUCUGUGCAUGGUGAUCUCCUGGGUUUACUCAGUGGCCAUGAUGAUUCAGCACAUCGUGGCUGAGAAGGAGCACCGGCUAAAAGAGGUGAUGAAGAUGAUGGGUCUGAACAACGCCGUCCACUGGGUGGCCUGGUUCAUCACCGGCUUCGUCCAGCUGUCCAUCUCUGUCACCGCUCUGACGGCCAUCUUGAAGUACGGCCGCGUGCUGCUCCACAGCGACCCCUUCAUCAUCUGGCUCUUCCUCACCAUCUACGCCGUGGCCACCAUCAUGUUCUGUUUUUUGGUGUCAGUGAUCUACUCUAAGGCCAAGCUGGCUUCAGCCUGCGGAGGUAUCAUCUACUUCCUCAGCUACGUCCCCUACAUGUACGUGGCCAUCAGGGAGGAGGUGGCACACGAUAAGAUCACAGCGUUUGAGAAGUGCAUCGCGUCUCUGAUGUCGACCACCGCCUUCGGCCUGGGCUCCAAGUAUUUUGCUCUGUAUGAGGUCGCGGGUGUCGGCAUCCAGUGGCGAACCAUCAGCCAGUCUCCAGUGGAGGGCGAUGACUUUAACCUGGGUCUGUCCAUGAUGAUGCUCAUCAUCGAUGCGGGCGUGUACGGGGUGCUCACCUGGUACAUAGAAGCUGUGCAUCCAGGAAUGUAUGGGCUGCCACGCCCGUGGUACUUCCCCCUGCAGAGAUCCUAUUGGUCAGGCAGUGGGCGUGUGGAGACGUGGGAUUGGCCUUGGUGUGGAGGCGGAGCUGCCAGGCUCAGUGUGAUGGAGGAGGAUCAGGCCUGUGCCAUGGACCAGAGGAGAUCAGAGGAGAUGCGGGGCAUAGAGGAGGAGCCGAGUCACCUGCCGUUGGUCGUGUGUAUCGACAAACUGACCAAAGUGUACAAAACUGGCAGCAAACUGGCCCUCAACAAACUGAGCCUCAACCUCCAUGAAAACCAGGUGGUCUCCUUCCUGGGACACAAUGGGGCGGGCAAGACCACCACCAUGUCCAUCCUGACAGGAUUGUUCCCGCCCACUUCCGGCUCUGCCACCAUAUAUGGUCACGACAUCCGCACAGAGAUGGAGCGUAUACGUCAGAACCUGGGCAUGUGUCCGCAGCACAACGUCCUGUUUGACAAGCUGAGUGUGGAGGAACACCUGUGGUUCUACUCCAGACUCAAGGGGAUGGCCGAGGAGGACAUACGCAAGGAGAUGGACAAGAUGAUUGUCGACUUGGAGUUAUCCAACAAGCGUCACAGUUUGGUGCAGACUUUAUCCGGUGGGAUGAAGAGGAAGCUCUCUGUGGCCAUCGCCUUCGUCGGCGGCUCCCGGGCCGUCAUCCUGGACGAACCUACGGCCGGCGUGGACCCCUACGCUCGCAGGGCCAUCUGGGACCUCAUCCUCAAGUACAAACAGGGUCGUACCAUCCUGCUGUCCACGCACCACAUGGACGAGGCCGACCUUCUGGGAGAUCGAAUCGCCAUCAUCUCACACGGGAAACUCAAGUGCUGCGGCUCGCCGCUCUUUCUGAAGAGCACGUACGGAGACGGAUACAAACUGACGCUGGUCAAGAAGCAGAGUGAAGGCCGAGGUCAGGGCGUCCAGCUGCAGCCUCCCUCCUCUCUGUCUCCGUCCUCGUCUCUGUCGCCGUGCUCUGAGGCGCGGGUCACUCAGUUUAUCCGCCAGUUUGUGGCGUCCUGUCUGCUGGUGUCCGACUCCAACACCGAGCUGUCCUACGUGCUGCCCUCUGAGGCCGUGAAGAAGGGCUGCUUCGAGAGGCUGUUCCAGGCUCUGGAGCAGAGCUUGGACAGCCUGGCUCUGACCAGCUUCGGGGUGAUGGACACCACGCUGGAGGAGGUCUUCCUCAAAGUGUCUGAAGAGGACCAGUCUCUGGAGAACAGUGAUGCUGGUCAGACCCGAUCCUUCUCCUAUGUGUUCACAAAGCUCAAAGAGUUUUUCAGAAACAUGAAGGGGUCCCCAGGGGGCAGCUCAGUGGGGAAGUUGUCCGUGGGUUCAGGGGGGGGUCCACAGAACGAGACGGGCCCUGCGGUGGAGGGCGAUAAGCCGGAGGUGGAGCUGAGUAAUCUGAUGAUGUGUUCCAGGCUGAGCCAGAGCCAGUCCUCCCUCAAAUCCUCCUCGUCCGUGGGCUCGGUGCGGGGGGAUGAGGGGGGGCUCUACGCAGACUUCUACGGAGAUUACUGUCCACUCUUUGACAACGGCCAAGAACCCGACUCGUCCAGCCUGAGGGAUGCAGAGAACCCAUCGUCCACGGAGCCGGAGAUCCUUGAGGGGCAGGGCAGCUUCAAACUGGAGGGUUGGUGGUUGAAGCUGAGUCAGUUCCACGGCCUCAUCGUGAAGCGCUUCCACUGCGCCAAGAGGAACACUAAAGGCCUGUUCUCUCAGAUCCUCCUGCCUGCCUUCUUCGUCUGCGUGGCCAUGACUGUGGCUCUGUCUGUGCCUGAGAUUGGAGAUCUGCCCCCCCUGAUCUUGUCCCCCUCUCAGUAUCACAACUACACACAACCCAGAGGAAACUUCAUCCCGUACGCCAAUGAAGACAGACCCCAGUACAGGAGUAAGCUGUCUCCGGACGCCAACCCACAGAAGAUCAUCAACACCCUCCGUCUGCCCUCGGGUGUGGGGUCCACUUGUGUCCUCAAAACCCCCUACAACAGCACCCUGGAUCAGCUGGCCCAGACUCUCAACCCCAGCGCCAACAACUCCAAGACCCUCGCCGCCCGCUACUUCGACUCCAUGUGUCUGGAUUCCUUCACCCAGGGGGUCCCUCUCUCCAACUUUGUGCCCCCUCCCCCCUCACCAGCUCCUUCAGACGACCCGGACCCCCGCUUUGAGGACGGACUGUGGAACUUCACAGUCGCCCCUCCCACCACAGUUCAUGAGCCUGUGACGUCUCCCCCCACCCUCCCCCUGGCCAUCCAUGAGCCGGUGCGUUGUACCUGCUCCAUGCAGGGGACGGGCUUCUCCUGCCCAAGUGGGGUAGGAGGGCGGCCCCCCCUCAUGAAGGUGGUGACAGGUGACAUCCUGGUGGACAUAACAGGGCGGAACGUGUCUGAGUACCUGCUCUUCACGUCAGACAGACUGCGCCUACACAGGUACGGUGGUUUAACAGUGGGGAACAUCCAGAAAUCCAUCCCAGCAUCCUUUGGGAGCAACAUACCGCCAAUGGUUAGAAAGAUAGCAGUUCGCCGAUCAGCUCAGGUUCUGUACAACAACAAAGGUUACCACAGCAUGCCAACGUAUCUGAACGUGCUCAACAACGCCAUCCUGCGUGCCAACCUGCCAGCCUCCAAAGGAAACCCCGCGGCCUACGGUAUCACUCUGACAAACCAUCCAAUGAACCGAACCAGUGCCAGCCUAUCAUUGGACUACUUGCUGCAGGGCACAGAUGUGGUGAUCGCAAUCUUCAUCAUUGUUGCCAUGUCCUUUGUCCCGGCCAGUUUUGUGGUUUUCCUCGUUGCAGAGAAAUCAACAAAAGCCAAACACCUGCAGUUUGUAAGUGGCUGUGACCCCGUCAUCUACUGGCUGGCUAACUACAUCUGGGACAUGCUGAACUACCUGGUACCUGCCACCUGCUGUGUCAUUAUUCUGUUUGUGUUCGACCUGCCGGCCUACACCUCCCCCACCAACUUCCCUGCCGUCCUCUCCCUCUUUCUGCUCUAUGGGUGGUCCAUCACUCCCAUCAUGUACCCAGCAUCUUUCUGGUUCGAGGUCCCCAGUACAGCUUACGUGUUCCUCAUCGUCAUCAACCUCUUCAUCGGCAUCACUGCGACUGUCGCCACCUUCCUCCUGCAGCUCUUUGAACAUGAUAAGGAUCUGAAGAAAGUCAACAGUUACCUGAAGUCCUGCUUCCUCAUCUUCCCCAACUACAACCUGGGUCACGGCCUGAUGGAGAUGGCCUACAACGAGUACAUCAAUGAAUACUACGCUAAAAUCGGUCAGUUUGACAAGAUGAAGUCUCCGUUCGAGUGGGACAUUGUGACUCGAGGACUUGUUGCCAUGACAAUUGAAGGCUUCGUCGGCUUCCUCAUCACCAUCCUCUGCCAGUACAACUUCCUAAGGAAACCUCCGAGGGUGCCGGUCAGCUGCCAGCCUAUAGACGAUGAUGACGUAGACGUGGCCUGUGAGAGACACAGAGUCCUGCGAGGAGACGCUGAAAACGACAUGCUGAAGAUCGAGAACCUGACAAAGGUGUAUAAAUCCAGGAAGAUGGGUCGGAUCCUGGCUGUGGACCGACUCUGUCUGGGGGUCCGGCCCGGCGAGUGUUUUGGUCUUCUGGGAGUGAAUGGAGCCGGCAAGACCACCACCUUUAAGAUGCUGACGGGUGACGAGUGCACGACCGGAGGAGAGGCCUUCAUUAACGGAAACAGUAUCCUGAAGGACCUGCUUCGUGUGCAGCAGAGUAUCGGUUACUGUCCACAGUUUGACGCUCUCUUUGACGACCUGACAGCCAGAGAACACCUGGAGCUCUACACUCGCCUCCGUGGGAUUCCCUGGAAGGACCAGGAGAGGGUGGUGCAGUGGGCGUUAGAAAAGCUGGAGCUGUCAAAGUACGCAGACAAACCUGCCGGCACGUACAGCGGAGGAAACAAACGUAAGCUGUCCACAGCCAUCGCUCUGAUCGGAUACCCCUCACUCAUCUUCCUGGAUGAGCCCACCACCGGGAUGGACCCAAAGGCUCGCAGAUUCCUUUGGAAUUUAAUCCUCGACAUCAUCAAGACGGGACGCUCUGUAGUGCUGACAUCACACAGCAUGGAGGAGUGUGAGGCUUUGUGCACCAGACUGGGCAUCAUGGUGAACGGCAGGUUUAAAUGUCUGGGCAGCAUCCAACACCUGAAGAACAGGUUUGGAGACGGCUACAUGAUCACAGUGAGGACGAAGAGCAGCUCUAAUGUGAAGGAGGUGGUUCGAUUCUUCAAUAGAAACUUCCCUGAGGCCGUGCUGAAGGAGCGUCACCACACCAAGGUCCAGUACCAGCUGAAGUCUGAGCGGAUCUCUCUGGCUCAGGUGUUCAGUAAGAUGGAACAGGUGGUGGAGGUUCUGGGCAUCGAGGAUUACUCAGUCAGUCAGACCACGCUGGACAAUGUGUUUGUCAACUUUGCCAAGAAGCAGAGCGAUAACCUGGAGCAGCAGGAGGUGUCGCCCCCCGGUGGUAGACAGUCACCCCUGCAGCAUAUCCUCAACCUGCUGAAGUCUCGUCCGGCAAACACGGAACUGAACGCGCUGAUCAGCGAGGCGCCUGAGGAGCUGGAGAGCGACGAUGACGAAGGACUCAUCAGCUUUGAAGAGGAAAGAGUGCAGCUCUCCUUUAACACAGACACUCUUUGCUAAAGCCAGCUGCUGAAACAGGGAGCGACAGAAGCGGUUGGUCUGAGCUCUGGGGCGGAGCACAGAGCUGCAGAUUGAACCCUGAAGAGGCACCUUAACAAGAGGACCAGCAAAUCAGUUUUUACGCCUCAAAUUCUUCACCCAGGAGGGACGGAGGCGUUGAAAUUGGAUCAGACGGACGUGAAGAACCUGCAGAGUCUGAGACAGCGUGCUUGAAGACUUUGUCCUUGAAUGUUUCCAUAUUUAUGUUUUUUUUUAGAGAAUGUAUCUCCGGAUGGUGGAUGGAGACUGUAGGCGAGACUCCACAGGUUACUCUUGAUUUGUACGCCUGCCAAAGAGCCUGUGACCUGAGAGUUCCUGCACCCAACUCGACCUGCCUUGAGAGCAUGCUGUGAUGAAGUAGUUAUGUAAUACAGUCUAUUUUUCUGUGGCAAGAAGAGCGAUUUAUUUUGGAUAUUGAAGCAGCUGCAGACUGAGGUGUGAGAUUUAUUUUGCACUAACAGAGGACUGAGUGAAACGCGCCAUGGGAAAGUGCUCAGCUGUUGGCCUUUUCUUUUUUAACUUGAUGUCAGAGACAGAGAAAAUGUAACGGCAUGGUUCUUGUCCUGAUGGUGCCUCCCCUCUAUAACACUGUACAGUUAAUCUUUCUACUGAAUGCUCCCAUUCGUGCGUUUAACAUUCAUUAAGUUGUGGACUCUGCCAAGAAGAUCCUCUCUGAACCGGACACAGUGUAAAAUAAUAAGAAUACCUGAUCUCUGCUCCUAUUCCCUGACAAUAACUGCACUACCAUCACUGUGAUACUAAAGAGGACUCUCAGAUCAGGAGAAUCUCUUAUUUAACAUGAGUACAUGUUUUAUUAUUUCCAGAUACUUUUCUGUGGGAUUUUAAGAAAUCCAAACGUGCACAUAUAUCCACGCUUACAAAACCAUGGUUGUUUCUCUGACCGUAAGUUUGCUUUGAACUGGUCGCUCUCAUAACUUUUGUGAUGAUUAAGUUGUAACUUGUUCACUUUCUUCUUUCACAGCUUAUUAGAGUCAUAUUUUUGGUGUUAAUCAUUGCACUGGUGAGCUGUUUUCCUACUUGAAGGGGUUGUCAUUAAACAAGAACAAAAUUGA